AGAGAUUUUAUGAUCCAACCGAGCAAUAUCGUGGAGGCCCCCGUAACCCAGCAACCACCUAAUUGGUCAACCUGAACCACGUGCCACAACCCCUAUCCUCUGAUUGGUUAAUGUGAAUCGCGUGAUCUCUUAAUGGAGGUUAAAAAGCAGGUGGUAAAGCCGUCAGUGUGGAACUUACUAGAACGUAAGAUAGCACCAUUGUGGGUUAAUGAUGAUCGGGAGGAUGUCAUAUUAGCAAAGAUACAGAAAGAGGAGGCAGAGGAGAGGGAACUCGCCAAGGCUACACCUCAAUACCAGAUUGGGAACAUGAGGGAUGUAUGCAGAAUGUUGAUAGACCAACACAAGGAACCAAAGUUAGACUUUGCACCUCAGCAAACUAGGAGUAAAUCUAAGAUAGAGCAGGAGGAACAACAACAGGACACAGGACUAAAGAAGCUGAUAUUUGUGGAGAUGGAAGAAUACCCGGGUUUCUUUGACACCCCCUGUGAUCUGCCCCAGAAAGUAGAGACUCAGUCCAUUAUGAGAAUUGUAACAUCCUCCAUCAGAAUCACUGAGAAGCCGGGCCUGAUGAGGGAGUGGAAGGAUUUCUUCUUUUCUGAAGAAAGUCAAGACAUUCUUCACGACCUCUUCUGGUGGUUCUUCCUCAAAAAGUUCCAGAAGCCUCCCCCGGAGUCACUUAGCUUUGUUUAUGAGCGGGAACUGCGUGAGAAAACAUCACUUCUGUUCGGAAGAGUAGCAAGAACAUACACCAUGCUUCUGAACGGUACUUUCAGGCUGAUAAACAGAGAGAAGUUGUUACUACAGUACCCUAACGCUAUAGCACAGGCUAUCUACGCUGCGUACUGCCACGCUUUCCCUGUGUCUUGGAGAAGAUACGACACUCCCUUCAAACAGGAUGUGUUGGAGACAGUGAACCUAUGGAUGACAGGAACUAAGCCGAGUAUACGACACUGGUUAUAUUGGGACUACAGUAAACUGGAGCCUCCCAAUAUGAGGAAAGAUAGUAUAGAUAAGGAUGCUAACAACCAAAAACAGAAGGUAUCAGUGCGCGACAAGUCCUCGGUGGACAGCAUCCUAACAUUCCCUUCUACCUCCGGCAAACUGUCACCUGGUCUGGCACGUGACAAACAAACGGAUAAACAGUCCCACAAGGGGGACAACUCCCACACCUCCCUGUCCUCUAGUAGAUUGUCUAAACAAGUUACUCAUGAUACCUCCAGGAAAAAUCUGAGUGUUCACGGCAGUGUGUCCCCUGCAGCUGGUAGAGCAGCCAGUGUGUCCCGUCAUCCCAGGUCUACUCUACACACCCUACCCAGACUCAAAGGAAAACGGAACAUCGAGUCCCACUCGGCGGAGCCCGGACCAGACUUUGUCCUGACUAAGUUUGACUUGUCCGGACACUCCCCUCUGGUAGAGUAUUGUCUUAGGGAACAGAACCUUGCUAAGGACGUGGGUAUCUCUAAACUACUGAACAGAAAGGAGAUCUCUAGCUACCCGUCACUGGAAGGACAAACCUACCGUCAACUAAUCAGUAAGUCACGAACACGUGUCAAGGAGAUAACACGUGACAUGAACAAGUACUGGGAAGAAUGCAGACGACUCCAUAUCAGAACCACCAAUGAUAACCUAGCACAGCGACUAGAAUACCAGCACAGGAGCGGGAAGUUGUUAGAUAACACAGCUGUAGUCAGUAAACUAGCUGAGAUGAUCGUGUACGACAGGUUACACGGGACUACUGGAGCUGCUGCUAAGAUAUCAUCUACUAUCGACUCUCUGAUAGCUUUACAGGAAGAACAAGAGGAGAAACAGCUACACUCUCAUUCUUAACAUUAUCUUUAUCCUUAUCUUGUUAUCUCUCACUAUUUUAGUAUUUUGUUUGUCUGUAUUUGAGCCCUUUUUUUAACAGUAAAGUGUGUUUUUGAUACUGUAUUUUGAAUACCAUUAGGUCUUCAGUGAAGGAUGUUCAAUGUUGUUUUGGUGAUAAAUUUGGGGAUGAUUCUGUGUGAGGUUAUCUUAAAGUCUUGAGUAAAUUUUUAGUUAUUGGCAUGAAUAUUUACGACCAAUUAUUAUAAGAUUUAAAAGAUUAUUUGAUUUUAUGAACCUACUACUAUUUGGAUGUUGAAUUGCUAGUAACACUUUUGUUGUUACAAAUAUCGAUAAUUAUCUCAACUUGGGGAGGGGGGUUUGGAUGAAACUGCCAAUGAUGGUCGUUGCAAAUAAGCCGACUGUUUUGUUAUUCAUUGGAUGAGCUACACAUAUUAUUGAUUAUCGAUGUUUGAUGAUUUAAAUUAAAUAUCGUUAAAAUUCCUAACAAAUAGUUCUUUAGUAAGGUAUGUCCACCAAAGGAACAACAAUAAAAGAAGCUCUAGCAGCAUGGGAGACGAAAAUGGGAGAAAAAGCUGCCGAAGCGGAGGAGAUAAAGUUGAUUUGUCAGAUUCCCUCAAUUGAGAAGAUGGAUGCCUCCCUCUCUACCCUAAACAACUGCAAGAAACUGUCGCUUUCUACUAACGCUAUUGAGAAAAUCACAAACUUGAACGGGCUGAAAUCUCUGAAGAUUCUGUCGCUUGGUCGAAAUAACGUUAAGAGUUUCAGUGGGUUAGAACCUGUGGGGGACACGCUCGAAGAACUCUGGAUCAGCUACAACUUGAUCGAGAAAAUGAAAGGAAUCGGAGUACUGAAGAAACUGAAGGUACUCUUCAUGUCCAAUAACCAAGUUAAGGAUUGGUCGGAAGUACAGAAAUUAGCCGAGUUGCCGUGUUUGGUGGAUCUGAACAUGGUGAGCAACCCGAUUGAGGAGAAACACUCCCUGGACCAAACCUGGAGGGCGGAGAUCGAGAAGAAACUGGUGAAACUGAAGAAGUUGGACGGUAUCCCAAUUGUCAGACAGGAUGAGGAAGAUGAGGGAUAAAUUAAGUGUUGAGAUGUGGAGACUUGAAGGGAGACUGUUGAAACUUGUGUUAUGGUCCUGGAUUCAAGAAAUUUUGGGUAGUUUUUUUCAAUAAUCGGGCUGUUCAAUGAUUUGCAGAUUUAAUCCAGUUUUUCACAGUUAAAUUAUACCUUUUGGGCGUUUUGAGGACAUGCACUAUUUCGAUGGCCACCUGUUGUAAUUGAAAGCAAGAAAAAUAUGCUUACAAUUGUUUUUAUUUAUAUAUAGAUCUGUACAUAAUACGAUAAUAUAAUGUUUUCAUAUUUAA
Bolinopsis microptera is the source of this 3194-nucleotide messenger RNA. RefSeq names its product protein FAM227A-like. The transcript is spliced from 13 exons. The coding region runs from base 133 to 1827 and encodes 564 amino acids. The record is from RefSeq and is a predicted model, not a curated record. Lineage: Eukaryota; Metazoa; Ctenophora; Tentaculata; Lobata; Bolinopsidae.